AUGAACCCGUGCAGUCCGGCCCUCCACCGGGCCUUCAUAGCACUGGGGAGCAAUGUCGGCGAUCGCUUUGAGAUGAUCGAGAAGGCGUGUGCCGAACUGGAGAGGGCCAAUAUCAGAGUCCGAAGGACCAGCUCUCUCUUCGAGACGGCCCCGAUGUAUGUCCUCGAUCAGGAUCCUUUCAUCAACGGGGUUUGCGAGGUAGAGACGAGUCUGUCCCCUUUGGAGUUGCUCGAUACCCUCCAGUCGAUAGAAAUCGGACUCGGCAGAAAGAAGUUGAUCGAUAAAGGGCCGCGGUCAAUCGAUCUGGACAUCCUGCUCUAUGACCAACAGACGGUCUCCCACGAACGACUCGACAUCCCGCACAAGCUCAUGCUAGAGCGCGAUUUUGUCCUCCGACCUCUGUGUCAGCUCAUUCCCCACGAGCUCCCCCCGUUCCCAGGCCACAACAGGACCUUCCUCUCGCACUUCAAAUCACUUCCCCCUCCAUCUCCAGCACCUGUCGCAACCACCUACAUCUCGAAGGACUUCCCGCCCCUGCACUCCACCGACCCAAAACGGCCCACCCACGUCAUGGCCAUCUUAAACCUCACCCCCGACUCCUUCUCCGACGGCGGGAAGCACUUCACCACUGAUCUGUCCGCCCUUACCACCACCGUCCGCGACUUCAUUGCAGCCGGCGCAACCAUCAUCGACAUCGGCGGCGAGAGCACCCGUCCAGGCUCGCAACCCGUCGGCGAAGCCGAAGAACUCGCCCGCGUGAUCCCCGCCAUCCGCCACAUCCGCACCGCCAUCCCCGAAGCCGCCAACAUCGCCAUCAGCAUUGACACGUACCGCGCGCGUGUCGCCGAAGAAGCUUGCGCCGCAGGCGCCGACAUCAUCAACGACGUCUCGGCCGGCCUUCUGGACCCGGAGAUGCUUCCGACGAUGGCCCGAACGGGCAAGGCCGUCAUUCUCAUGCACAUGCGUGGCACACCUUCGACCAUGACCAAACUGACGGACUAUCCCAAUGGCAUCAUCCAGGACGUCAGCACAGAGUUACUCGACCGCGUCGCUGCCGCGGAGGCCGCGGGCGUCAAGCGCUGGCGCAUCAUCCUCGAUCCGGGACUCGGCUUCGCCAAGAAUCAAGCCCAGGAUCUGACCAUCCUUCGUGAUCUGCAAAAGUUCCGGUCCGGUGUGCAAGGACUCGAGUAUUUUCCGUGGCUGAUGGGGCCCAGCCGGAAACGGUUCAUUGGACGCCUCACCGGGGUCGACAAGGCCAGUGAUCGCGGUUGGGGCACCGCGGCCACUGUUACGGCCAGUAUUGCUGGUGGGGCAGAUAUUGUCCGUGUUCACGAUGUCCACGAAAUGUGGCAAGUUGCAAAGGUGGCGGAUGCUAUCUACCGGGUGGAGCAAUGA
Aspergillus terreus NIH2624 is the source of this 1395-nucleotide messenger RNA. RefSeq names its product folic acid synthesis protein. The transcript has 3 exons. The coding region runs from base 1 to 1395 and encodes 464 amino acids. Gene Ontology annotation, cellular component: mitochondrial envelope. Gene Ontology annotation, molecular function: 2-amino-4-hydroxy-6-hydroxymethyldihydropteridine diphosphokinase activity; dihydropteroate synthase activity. Gene Ontology annotation, biological process: tetrahydrofolate biosynthetic process. The record is from RefSeq and is a predicted model, not a curated record. Lineage: Eukaryota; Fungi; Ascomycota; Eurotiomycetes; Eurotiales; Aspergillaceae.